Messenger RNA from Dermacentor andersoni, 7199 nucleotides. RefSeq lists its product as uncharacterized. NCBI's taxonomy places the organism in Eukaryota, Metazoa, Arthropoda, Arachnida, Ixodida, Ixodidae. The record is from RefSeq and is a predicted model, not a curated record.
UUCUGCCUGCCUUCCAGAAGUUUAGCCACAGUGCAAUGAGAAUGUAUCUUUCAGAUAGGCAAUAACUAGCCUUCAAGUGUGCUCUGCUGGACUGGAAAUCGUUGAGCAAGUCUGCAUGUGGCGUCCGCUUGUUUUCUAUAGAAGCUGACCACCUCAGCUGCUGCUACACUAUACUGUGCAGCACUGUGAAAUCACGAAAUCGCUCCUCCCUAACCAAAUGAGGCCGGUACGGUGCUCCAGGGUGCUGCCCCGUAUAAGGUGAAGAGAAGAAAGGCGUACAGCAGGCAGGGCAAAAGCAGCGAGCAGAGGAGGGCGAAUAUCGAGACACAAUUCUUGCGACGCAGACGACCCCGAGCGACGCGCAAGAGAAGGUGAAGCGUCGCGAAAAUAUAUAAGAAAAGGAAAGGACUAAACGGACGAAACCACAAAAAAAGGUUGACGAAGCCACACACAUGCGGGCACGCGCUCGCGGGAGAGAGGCGACGAGCAGGUUGGGAGGGUGUUUUCGCGCCUCUCGCCAAACGCCGUCGCUUGCCGCCGCCGAAGCUCUCCCAGUUUCCAGUCGGAAAGGAGUGGGUGCUACGGGGCAGCUCUUUCCUACGCCGUCGCCGCCCUUUCUCCGUCCGGACGGAAAGACGCGGGAGCAGCGGCCCACACGGGCUGCGCUAGGCAAACGCGACAGCGGACCCAACCGCGCCGGUCGUCGGCGUCGACGCGAGAGAGCGCUUCCCAACGCGAGGAAGAAGGUGCUGCCGGCAGAUCUCGCCGGGCUGUCAGACUGUCCGCGCUCCGGAGGUGGCGGAGGAUAUGUCCGCUGCGUUCGUUCAAGCUAGCACUGUCGUACUCGUCGUCUCAAGUGUGUCUGCAUGACACGGCAGUCGCGGGAUUUCUACGGCUGCCAAGGUCGAUCAGCUACAGCGUGGCGUUUAGUUUCUGUGAUCUGCGAUCUGUGAUGCUUGUGUAAGUUGGCCACCACCAAGCAUGGCCUGACGCGGCGAUGGACGAGUCCCCGUUACAGCAUUUGCCAUCAGCAAAACAUUUCACCACGGUCUGCGGCGACCGCCUGUUGUGACAAACGUGUGUUCUUAACUCCGUCGAAGCUUCAACUCACCUGUGUCGGCUCUUCUGAUUGUCGAGACACUUUGCGGUGUCAAACUCAAACCCGGACGCAGACGACGUGUAGUGGUGCUUGAGUGUCGAAACAGUGUGUGGCCGGUGUUAUAUUUGAAGCCCCGUUUGUUUCGUUUGCACCGGGUUGAACUUUUUUCGUCGGCGUUGAAACGCUGACGUAGCGCUUGCGGACAGUCAAGUGUUCACCAGUCAGCAGUGAGCGCACUUACGUUUCGCUUUCUAUCAGUUCUUCGCGACGCCCACAGCAUCUGCAGACGUUGCCCAAAACUACAACGUUGGAAGCCCACACACACGGGACACACGCAGUGGUUGUUGUUCCGUCGUCCGGAAAGCCUGCCAGCUUUUUGUGUGUAUUUGUUCGCGUGUUUCGUCUGCCACAGCACUGCCGUCGAUCUCUGCCACUUUCGCCUGCGGUACACGUCGGUUUCGUCUGCUCGCAGCUGUCGGUGUCUUCUGCUAGCAGACGUCAGUUUCGUCUGCGCCGUUUUCCAUCUUCGCUUCCCAUACUGAAGCCCUGUGCUACGUAGACGUUUGGAUUGUUUUGGUGCCGUGGGAAGCCGAGUUAUUUUCUUCUUGGCAUUAUUUUUUUUUCCGCGUGCUCAAGCGUCGACUGGGGACCUGAUCAAUCACUGGGAGCAUCGGACGUCGGUUCGCUGCGCUCUCAACCGCAACCGUGUGAGCGGCACCAGAAGCCAGCGACCGUGGUGACUGCGAGUGCAUCGGUCCUGAUAUCUGGAGCGAUUACCUGACCUCGCAUGGCAAGGAGGCACCCCUGAACCGAGACCAUCGCCCAAGGGAAUGCUGUUGUCUCCCGUCGGUCCCCGCCCUCUACCCCACUCGUCUCGCUCGGCCACGUCCUCCUCCUUCCCCAUCGUCCCGUCGUCGUCCCUCACGCCGGUGACGCCAUGUCGCUGAGCUCGAAGAACACCGACGGCUCCCCGCGCAGCAGCGGCAGCAGCUGGCAGCCGGGGCUCCCACCGCGGGAGUUCGUGCGCCGGGUGCCGCUGCCCCAGGUGGUGCGCAUCGCCGAGCGGGUCCACUCGCCUUCGAGCCUGGACCUGAGCCAGCCGCUGGUGCUGUACGGCGCCUACCGGUGCCGCAAGGUGCACGCGCGCUCCCUGGCGCCCGACGCGCGCAGCUCGGGGCGGCUCGGCACCACGGGCCCGCCGCUCGUCAUCCCGGACAGCUACGCUGGUUGGUUCGCCAUAAUCUCUGAGGACGGCCACACGGCGGGCUACUUCAGCUGCCUGGAGCAGGUGGCGCUGGCGCAGGUGUCGCACUUCCUGGCCAGGGAGCCUCUGCAGGGUUACCGGCUGCUGGGCCACAGCCACGAGACCGGCAGGGCCGAGUACAGCCGCACCGUGGUUCUCCCUGGCCAGGUGCUGGGCUUCCUGGGCGUGUACGAAGACGUCAACAUCCGGGCCACGUGCGUCGGCAUGCUGCGCCCCGCGCCGGCCGAGUGCCGCUACGCGAAGUGCUGCCACGGGGCCACGGGCGACGUGGUCUUCGUGCCGCUCGCCUCGCGCGGCAAAUUCUACUCGGUGGCGCGCCGGUCGUCCCGCUCGCCGAACCACGUGUUCCCGCUGGCGCAGCUGCUGCGCUUCGCCAGGGUGCCGCUCACCGUGCGCCUCGUGUGCGGCCCGCUGCUGCGCACGCCCACGGGAUUCACCGGAAUCCUCAGGCUGGAGCACGUGCAGGAACAAGAGGUGGUACUCGCCUGCAGCCUCCAGGAAGGUCGGCCCACACUGCUGGAAAUCGACAUGGGCUCCACCUUCUCGUUCAUGCCGGAGCGCGACUCGCGCAAGAUGGGCAAGUCGAGCCAGCUGUACAACCGCAUGCUGCGUCACUGCCUCGAGGAGGCCGACAGAUGGCGCAGCGAAAUCAAGGUGGCGCAUCACGUGGUGCCCAAGCACCAGCUGCAGGCGCCGGGCCGAGCGACGGCCCUCAAGAAAUCCCUCUCUUCGGCGAGCAAGAAGUCGGCCUGCUCGUUCGCCGACUUGCCUUCUUCGUCCGGCGUCCCCACGCUCAAGUCCCAGAUGUCCACGUCGUCCAAGAAGUCCUCCGCGUCCUCGACGUCGAGCAACCCGUUCAAGAGGCUCUGGUCCCUGCACAGGUCGUCCUCUUCGAAGAAGGCCAGCGCGGCAGCCAAGUUCGGUGACGGCUCCGAGACGACCGACGAGUUCGAGAAGCUCGGGAUGUUCCGGACGGUCGGGCCAAACGCUUCCACAAGGCUGUUCGCGUCCACGACAGACCACAUAUACGAGUCCAUACCGAGACCCCGCGCCACUCGGACCCCCCGGUACCUGAUGGCCAGGGACGUGCUUCCCAUCAAGGCUGCCAAGGACUUCGAGCCAGUGGGCGAUGACGGCUACGGAACGUCGCACAUGGACAGUGACUCCGUCUAUGACUCGAUUUCGUAGCCUCCCUCCACUGUUUUAACGUGCGGGCCUUUUCUUUAUUUGUUGGUGCUUGCUUGCUUGGACAACCCGUGACACUCCACGUGGUUUGAUGGCGGAACUCUUGUGGCAUUCGUCUCAGAAUGGUGGUCUGGAACCACGAGUGCCUGUUCGUGAAAAUCAAGCAGAAGUGCUGUACACGACUUCCUUCAGCAGUUUACGCCAACUGUAGAGUGGUUGAAAAAGGAUGUCCGCACACAGGCGUUUUGAGACAGCUCCCUUGCCCAGUUUCUAUGUCAUCAAGAAGUGUCGUGUGAUGCAGGGCAGUUCAAGGUGCAUUAGCUUUCCCAAGGCAUACGACACACACAAGCAAGUCGAUAGUGGAGUAGAGCGCAACCGCAGUAUGGCCAUCAUCAUGGCUGUAAGGUUAGGGCAUGCCACAUGGACAACCUGUGAAUAGGACGAAGUGCCACAAGAGCUAGGCAGCUUGGCACAAGCACAAAGAAUUCAAGCACCAGCGAUACAGACUGUAAAAUGAUUUUGUGAAGUGCUGAAAACUAGCAGUGAGCAAAGCUACAGUCGCUUGUUCCAAGUUCUUAGAGCUGUUUCAUCCAGUGCAUAAAGACUGAAGCCGACGAAUACUAAGGGCACUUCACACAAUGUGCAUUGUGACAUUUGGGACCAUGUGUUUGUUUUAAUACUAGGAGUAUAUUCAUGCAGUUGCAGAUCUUUUCUGAAGACAUGCGAGAAUAAGGAUGUUGCACGCAACAGAAAAUGUGCCUUAGGGUGGCCCCAAGUCUGCUAUAAGCAGCGCCAUUAGAAUUCAAAUCUUGUGCUUACAGUGAAGAUUUCUUUUGGAACUAAGAAUGUCACUAUGAAUCACUUAGUUUAUUGAAAUUUCAGCAACAUAUUUGCUCACUACUUUAUAAUAUUUGUAACAAAGGGCUUCACUUGGAGUAUAACUUGGGAGAACUAGUGUGACAUGCUCGACCUCAACCUACAUGAACAAGGACUUAAAAAAACGUCUCAACCUUUGCUUCUAACAUCACUUGCACCAUGGCUGAGUGAACUUAAGCACUGUCACCUGACUUAAGUAUUUCAACUGACUCAUUUUUCCAUCACUUCUGGCUCAUAAAGAGUCUGCUGAUGGUAAGAUUGCUUUGUGAUUUGACAAGUGUAUGCUACUGCAGCUUAGGUUAACAUUUCUAUACAAAGAUGCUGUAAUGCAAGAUCACUGUAAACAAAAUGCAUUGGUUUCAACCCCAUUCAAUGUCAUUUUGGAAUAUUGCUUGUAUUUAGGACAUAUGUUGUAAUGCUCAGAAGAAAAAUUGUGCUUCAAUAAUUCAACAUUUAGGUCCAUACCAUUUCGUUAUGCAUUCAAAGCAGCAGUUUGUGGGAAAGAAGCGUAAAAAUUCCACAUAAUCACAAAUUCCUGUUUCUACACUUGUGAUCAAUAUAUGUUUGCUUUAUGCGGUUAAUAGUGAAACCGACAGAGAUGCUCGAUAUAGUAGAUCCCUUUUGAGUUAAAUUUGUGGAAAAGCAAGCAACAUAGUACAUAUGGCUGGUAUCCUAAGAGCAUGUGAGAACAGUCCAAAGCAAGCAUUAAGACACUAAAUCUAUUUAUGCUAGCAGAUUCAAGAUUCUGUUGGCAUUCCUCGGUGGAAAACACGAAGUAUUCAGGAAGACAAACUUUAGUUCUUGCAUUCUGAGCCUGAGCUGUUUGUUGUAUCUGACAUCGAUGAUGUCACGAAUUACAUGGCAUUUCCACACACUUGAGCUUCUUUUGUGCAGAUCAAGGCCACAAAAGUUCACAGGUUCAUUUGCCUUCUCGGAAAUGCAGUUUUUUUUGUAGCCAAGCACUUGACUCCCACCCAGCAGAUGCAUACAGGUGCUGGAACUUCCCUGUAAGGUCGCCACCUGUCCUUUUUUCCCCAUCUUUUCUGUCUUGCAGAGCUGAUGGCAAGAUUGAGUUGGGAUUUAAUAAGUUUAUUCGCCCGCUGCUUAGGUUAUUUCUACUGAUGUUCCUCCAAGGGCACAGAGAUAGUUCCACCCACUGGCACUAGCAUAGACAAGUGUGGAUACUACGAUGGAUAAUGAAGUUUAGUGGAAAGCGAAAGUGAAGUGAAUCUUAACACAAGUUGCUGUAUAAACCUGACAUGUUAGUGAUCAUUGCAGCAGCUCUGCUGCUCGCAAUCAUCCAGCAGUAAUGUUUCAUAUUGCUAGCUCUGCAUAUGAGCCACACAGCACCUUGCUAGUUCAUGUAUGUUGUAGUACUAAUGGCUAAACAACUAAGAUAACAAAAGCAGUAAGUGCUUACUGGCUCAGCAACUACCAUGACCAUCUUGUGCAUGUAGAAUUAACUCGCUACAUUUGAGCUCACAAGUUGAGGAUAUACCACAGAAUUAAGGCAAACUCAAACCUUGCAGCAACACUUGCAAAUGUCUGCAGCUAACUGCAAGCAUGCAUGAGGAGGUCACGGGGCACGUAUUCGUUAUACCGUUUCUUUUUUUUUUUGCAUUUAAACACUGAACAUUUGACUGCCAGCGCAUCAACUAUAAUGCAACAUAGAGUCUCACUUCGCACACAGUGAAUCUGCUUGCUUUUCUAUAAACUCCACAGAACUGAAUGUGUCCACUUAUUCACAUAGGACAAUUGUACAGUUGCAUUAACAGCCAUGUACAAACAAGCUUGUUUUAAGCAGCCAUCAGUCCAUCUUCAUGCGUGUAGCCCGAUUUCUUCCCAUUGCAUCUUUAAAUGCGUAUCUGUUGCAAUUGCAAGAGGAGUAUGCUCACAGCAACGCCAUGGCUUCAGUUUGUACAAAGCACGUCUUCUAGUACAGUCAUGUGGCCUGAUGGCGAGAUCAGCAGACUACAGCCACCAACUAGGAAUAAUGACAUUAGGCAUGCCUACUUGCAGCAAGAAUGCUUUGAGAAUUUUUCCCCUCAAGUCCCUAAUAUAAACAAAUGUCAGUGCAAGAAAAUUAGUGCUGUCGUGAUACAUUUGACAGGUGUACAGGCUUACAGAGUGCAUAGCUGUAGCAGUCGCAUAGCCCGGAGCACUUUUCCUAUGAAACAAGAAAGCUUUGCCCAUCAUACGGCACGACCUUGCAAGCUUGCAAGGGUUGCACAUUCGUGAAGUAUUCUUCCUUUGCCUCUUUAAGCGCACAAUAUUGCCACUGCUGCAUUUCUAGGCAGCCGAGACUUGCAAAAGCAUGCGCACGUCAAAUCCACGUUGGAGCACGGUUCCCACUUUUCCACCGAUGACAUCGUUGCAUUUCACUUGCCUGCUCAAAACAGAAAUUGUGAAACUUGCAUGGCAAGCAAAGCUAUAGUACUUGCAGAAAGAAGUAAUGCAAGCACAAGUUUGUGAACAUGCUCACAGCCAUGCCAAGCUACUUGCAAACGUUAUUUCUUGAAAAGGACUAUAUUUAGUGCAAGACCGCUACCAGAUCACUAUUCUUGAGCACAAGAGGUGAGCUGCCGAGGAGGAAUCUUGUCACGCUUACAGGAAACAAGUAAAACGCAGAAAAAGAAAGUCUGGAAGGUUGCUGCUAUACAGCAAUUUGUUUUCAACGAAGAUGCCGCUGUGAUGAAGUGUCUUAACAAAUUGCAUUUUGCUACGCAGAAAAAUGCCAUUUACACUUGUCUGUUGAAUAAAAUGGGUAACAAAUGA